AUCUUCCUUAUGAUCAAUGCCCAAAGCUCCCUUCAUCUUCCAUAUAAUCACUUAGAGAAAAAAAAGAGUGGAAGAUAGAAAGAAGUUAACGAAAGAACUUUUUUUCUUCAUUUGUUCAGCUGGAAAUGGUGUUUGGUUGGAGAAAAGCGUUCUGCACAUCCUUUCCUAGUAAUCAAGACAAAUCUCAUCAAUCAUCAUCAGACCUUCUUCACACUGAUCCACCUAUUCCCACACCAAGACUCCGAUCAAAGUUCGGUUUUUUCUCAAACCCAUCAACUCCCCGCCUCCGAUCUCGCGGCGGAGGUGGUGGAAGUGGAUGCCGCUCCGCCGCUUCAACCGCAGCCGCUACUCCAUCUCUUCCCACUAGUCCCAGACUCCAAUGCAGGACUACAAGCAAUGCUACUCCGCGGACAAGUAACCCCUCGACUCCUAAGUUUCUCUCUAACCCUUCUUCUCCCAAAUCAUCUUCUCCUUCCUCCCACGCCGGCGUCUCUCUCCUCCGUGCUACACUUCUUCUCAACCAGAGUAACAGUAACAGAUGUGGGAUAUGUCUACAGAGAGUUCACUCCGACCAAAUCAACUCGACGGCGAUUUUCACGGCGGAGUGUUCACAUUCGUUUCACCUCUCUUGCGCCGUUAGAUUACAAGACAAGCGCUGCCCUUUCUGCUCCACCGCGUGGAGUCACGCUCCGAGGAAGGAUCCCCCGUCUGCGAAUUUCGGAUCCGACCCGAUUAGAAAACCCGGGAUCCGAGAAAUCAAAACCGGGAAGUCGCUGAGAGUGUACAACGACGACGAGCCGUUAGCUUACUCGCCCGUGUCUCUCGCUCGGUUCAACACUAUACUAGAAUCAGACGAAAACGACGUCGUAGAGGAAGACGACGAGUUCCCCGGAUUCUUCCCCGAUUCUUCGAUCACGCCGGCGGCUUCGAUCUCCGGGAACCUCGAGGUCCAAUUGCUGCCGGAAUCCGCCGUGGUGGAGACCGGGAAAAGGAUCGAGACGCACGCCGUCGUCAUGAAAGUGAAGGCGUCGCCGAUGAAGGACGCCGUUAGAGCGCGGCGGCCGUCGAUAGAUCUGGUGGCGGUUCUCGACCUGAGCGGCGGCGGAGCUAAUCUGCAGACGGUUAAGCACGCGAUGAGGCUGGUGAUCUCUCUCCUCCGGGAGAUGGACCGGCUCUCGAUCGUCGUGUUCUCGACGGGGUCGAAACGGUUGAUGCCGUUACGGCGGAUGACGGCGAGAGGACGGGGGGCGGCGAGGAGGAUCGUGGACUCGCUCGGCGGAGUUGAAGCCACCGGCGGCGGAGGGAUGAGCGUUAGCGACGCGUUGAAGAAAGCGGUUAAAGUCGUUGAGGAUCGGCGGGAGAGGAAUCCAACGGCGAGCGUUUUGGUUUUAUCCGACGGUCAGGAUCAGCCGGAGGCGGUUUUGAAAGCUAGGCUAAGCUCCACGCGCGUGCCCUUCGUCGUUUCCACCACUCGCUUGUCUCGUCCAAUGAUCCCGGUUCAUUCCGUUUGGAUCGCGUCUCCAAGCGCGUUGCAGUACGCGCCUCUACGAGACGCGUUCACGGAGCGAGUCGCUGCUUUGUUCAACGUGGCUUUGCAUGACGUGAAGCUUAAUCUAUGUUUGGUCUCCGGAUCCCCGUUGACCGAGAUCUCAGCGGUUUACUCUUUAACGGGCAGACCCGAGAGUUUCGGAUCCGGGUCGGCCGUUGUCGUCGGGGAUCUGUUCGCGGAGGAGGAGAGAGAAUUUCUCGUUGAGCUCAAAGUGCCGACUUCUUCGAGCGGGUCCCACCGUGUGAUGUCCGUACGGUCUUCGGUCGUUGACCCCGCGACGCUUCAGCCGUUUCCUUGUCCGAACGAGAAACGGUUUUUGAUCCCGCGGCCACAGACCGUCCGAUUCGUCUCUGCCAGCAUCGAACGGCUAAGGAGUCGACACUCUGUCUGCCGCGCUGUAGCUGAGUCACGUAAGAUGAUUGAGCGUGAAGAUUUAGCCGGAGCCUAUGAGGUUUUAACAGCGGCUCGGUCAAACGCGUUGGAUGAGAAUGAUAGCUUGAAGAGCUUGGACGCUGAGUUAGCCGAGCUAAACCGGUUAAAACCGAGAGACGGUACAGCAAACCGAGCCGAAGAGGAGAAAACCGAGCAACUAACGCCGACUUCGGCUUGGAGAGCCGCUGAGAAAUUGGCGAAAGUGGCUAUCAUGAGGAAGCAUUUAAACCGAGUCAGCGACAUGCACGGCUUGGAAAACGCCAGAUUUUAAGUUGAUUAUUAGUUGGUAUGUAAUUAUUUAAAUAUUAGUAACCAAUAAUUGAGUAAGAUAUCAUAAAUAAAAUUAUAGAAGCAUGAUUUUUAGAAAGGGACCCUAUAGGUGCAUGACAGCGACAAGCAGUAGCCGACGGGUGUGGCCUUUUUUGUAAUGCAGAGAUUGUUACAUUGAGAGAAUUAAUUGGUCUUGUAGCUUUUAUCAUCUCCCUUUUUGUAAUUUUCAGAAAAUCCAAAUUUGUGACAGAAAAAGUUUGAAGAAAAUAAAUGAAGUUUGAAUUUU
Molecule: messenger RNA, 2537 nt
Organism: Brassica oleracea var. oleracea
Lineage: Eukaryota; Viridiplantae; Streptophyta; Magnoliopsida; Brassicales; Brassicaceae
Exons: 2
Coding region: 126-2252 (708 amino acids)
Source: RefSeq, a predicted model, not a curated record